ACGGAUAGUUCUGUCAAGAAGUGGAUGUUACUAAUCAAUUUAUUUUGCUUUUCGUUAGUAAUUAUUAGACAAUUGUAGGGAGCUUUGUAGUCCGUUUGACACUAAUAUAAUCAUGGCUAACGACGAUGUGCUAAAACAGUACUUAUCGAAGUAUAGGAAUCGUGAUUACACGUCUCGGGAGGUAAUAGGUGUGAUUCAAGUGUAUAGAAGUCUGACCUUUCGCCUGGAAGCCUUUGUGUUCAACAAUGGAAGUAGGAAGGACUUGCUGAACUUAGAGGGAACGAUUCCCGUCAAUUACAAGGGAGCCUACUACAACAUUCCCGUAUGCAUCUGGCUAAUGGACACUCAUCCUCAAAAUGCGCCGUUGUGUUUCGUCAAGCCUACACCAGACAUGUCAAUCAAAGUCUCCAAAUACGUAGACAGUAAUGGGAAGAUUUACCUACCAUAUUUACACGAGUGGUCCUCGAAUGGGUCUACAUUACAGAAGCUCAUACAAUGCAUGAUCUCUGCCUUUGGUGAGCUACCUCCAGUAUAUUCAAAGCCACGCAACGAGGCGAGAGCUCCGUACCCAGUCAAUUCUUUUAUGCCGCAACCACCUGGUUACCCGUACCCGCAAGUUUCUCCUACACCGGGUUAUCCAACUGUGACACCUUAUCCAACAACUUCAAACUUGCCCUACCCAAGCUAUGGCACUCCAUAUCCUGGGGCAGCUAGCACUAAUGGUACACCAUACCCGCCAGCAGCUUCUGCCACGCCUUACCCACCAGCAGCUGGCUAUGGUGGACCCAGUCCUGAUGUUGGUGGCGGCACAAUAACUGAGGAACACAUCAAAGCUUCUUUGUUAUCAGCUGUGGAAGAUAAACUGAGGAGAAGACUGAAAGAACAGUCACAGCAGUCACAGGCGGAGCUAGAGACUCUGCGCCGUACACAGCAAGAACUGAGGGAGGGGAAGUCACGGCUGGAAGACAUACUUGCAAGACUUCAGAGAGAAAGAUCUGAAUUAGACAAAAAUGUGGUUGUUUUACAAGAAAAGGAAAGGGAAUUACAGUCAGCAAUUGAGCGUCUGGGAGAACAGGAAGGGAUUGACGUGGAUGAAGCAGUGGUAACAACAGCUCCACUGUACUCACAGCUCUUGAAUGCUUUUGCUGAAGAAGCAACUUUGGAAGAUGCUAUUUACUAUAUGGGAGAGGCUCUGCGCAAGGAGGUUAUUGAUCUGGACACAUUUUUGAAGCAAGUACGUACUUUGGCUCGUCGCCAGUUCACUUUGCGUGCGUUAAUGCAUAAAUGCCGACAAAAGGCUCAGCUGGCAUGCUAGGAAUCUUUGCAGGAAAGGUUACAGUGAAUAUAAUACUCUAAAUUGGUGACCCAAUCAGACAGACUGAUGUCACGACCGUGCAGCAACGGGGAUUUGAACUGAUAAGUAAUAUCAGUAUACAAAUAUGGGUUAUCAGUGAAUGGCUUUGUUAUCAAUUAUGUGCACUGUAGGAAUGACUCAGAAGCCAAAAUUCUGUUUACUAAUACUGUUUGCUUUCUCUUGCAACUAUUGCUUAUUUAAUGCUACUUUUUACUUGCAUAUCAUUUGUUCAGAGUAAACUUGUAAGGUCUAGUUGUAAUUGUUGUAACCCCUAGUUAUCCUGGGACAUCAGUUUAUAUUGAUGUGAUAUAUUAUAAUGUAAUUGUAUUUGAAUCUUUACCAAAUGGAUGUUGAAUUCUUUCUAUAUAAUUCAGUUGUUAUUACAACAUAAUAAUAGGAGUUACAUCACUUGAUCACUUGUUAAAAUUAAUGAGAUGUAUAUUUUGGAAAGCAUCAAAUAAUUAUAUUGGGUAAUUAUAAUAAUCUUUAGGGACUUGGAUUUUUAAAUAAUCAUUCAAAAAUAUCACUUAUGAAUUUCUUGGCUUUUUACUAUUGUAGGAAAACAUAGACAAUAAUAAAUUAGCCUCUGAUUUAAUUUCAUUAGAAUAGUGUUGGGAAAAAUAAGCAAUUUUAUUUUGUGUAAUUUUAUCUACUACUUCAAUGUAAUAAGACUUCAAUUUUCCAAAAUAAAAACACCUUUACUUAGUGUGUUUCAGCAAUUUCGCUGCACAAAAUAAUGUAAUAUAUAAUGCCUAAUAUGUCUAUAUAACUAUUUGAACAAGAUCAAUGGAUGUUUAAAUUAGAGACACUAAUAUGAAAUUUACACAGGCAGGAAAAUCGGCGAUUAAGGGUGUUGGGUUGGGACCCUGGCUCGGCGACAAUAGAUGGAGUGUAGUGGUAAUGAGGGUCCCAACACCCAGGGAUUUCCUACACCACGUAUUGUAGUUUGCAAAAUUUGUUAGAUGAAAUACACAAUACCUAUGUGCCAUGUUGAAGGCAGUGAAAGUGAAAAUGAAUAUGUGUAAUAUUAAAAUAAUUCUAUAAACAACUUCAUAUUUAUCUAAAGCCCCCUGUGACCUAGGUAUUAUCAAACGAAUUAAGCAUUUGAUUAAUCUACUGUUAUAUUGUAAUUACUUGCGUAUUUAUUAGAGUAAUUUUCUAUCCAGAGUUUAUUUUUAAAAAGCUAGUUUAUUAUGGAAAUUUAUUUAAUGUUUUUUCUCUUAUAUGAUUUUGUUCCUUAGUAGAUGUACAGUGUACUGUCAAAGUUACAUAAUACUUAAUGUUAGCCAUAAUAUAGGUCAUUCUGAGAGAUUAUUGUUAAUCAUUUUUAUAUCUUGACGAAUGUUCUACACUGUACUCUGUUUCUACUGAAGUGGAUGAAGCAUGAUAAUUGAUUAUUGUAAAAAAUCCUCCACUCUGAUAAUAUGUAUGCUUCCAAUAAGCAUGAACAAAGUUCAGAAGAGUAACAACUAAGAACUACUAAGGUCUACUUGCUUACAAUAAGGGAGACUUGGGAUAUUGUAAAAGCCACGAUUGAUGAACUGUUAAGCCUCGUUCACACGAGAAGCACGAGAGACGUCACGCGGCGGCGCGGUGCGCGGGGCGUUUUCUUCGUUCAUGGAGUGGCGACGCGGCGUUAUGCCAGACCUACCACGGCAUUCAAUGCGUCUUUGUCCCUGGACAUGUUAGACAUAUUAAAAUGCACUUAAAAUUUAAACAAACUCUAGGAACAGAGUAUACAUUUCAAAUGAUGCCUGAGCGUAUUCCUAAAAGGCUCGUUUGAGCUGAUCGUGUAGAGAGUAGCAUAAGUUUUGCAACGCAUAUGUGCAGUCCACAGACUGGUUUUGUCACAAUAAAUAUUGAAAAUGUA
Pectinophora gossypiella (pink bollworm) is the source of this 3224-nucleotide messenger RNA. RefSeq names its product tumor susceptibility gene 101 protein (gene TSG101). Gene Ontology annotation, cellular component: ESCRT I complex. Gene Ontology annotation, molecular function: ubiquitin binding. The record is from RefSeq and is a predicted model, not a curated record. The transcript has a single exon. NCBI's taxonomy places the organism in Eukaryota, Metazoa, Arthropoda, Insecta, Lepidoptera, Gelechiidae. The coding region runs from base 113 to 1315 and encodes 400 amino acids. Gene Ontology annotation, biological process: endosome to lysosome transport; protein transport; protein modification process.